AUGGCAGAUCCCAGACUGUUCAAUUUCGGAGGUCCACCGAAGAUCGAAAGGAAGGACGAGGGCGAAGCAAAUCGCUCAACCCGACCCUGCUGGUCGGGAACGCUAGCUUCAAAGGCAGAUGCCCUUGCAGUGUAUUCCGAAGCAGUGCAAGACCCAGCCGCAGAAUGUGCGAACAUCGAAAGCAUCUACUGCGCAUCGCAGGAUCAAGACAGCGAGGUGCCAGAAGCAAAAAUUUUGAGGGAGGACUUUUGCAGCAGCGCGCUUGUUGCUCACCACUGGCUCUCAUUGGGUCCGGAAUACUCGUCCCAGGGCGUCGACAUUGAUUUAGCAGCUCUGCAACACAAUCAGAGGCUGUUUGGAGCGAGAGACGUGCGCAUCUUGCAAAGUUCAGAAUACGCACACGCUAAGGAUGCGCUCGGCGUCCAGCUCGACCCUUGCGACGCAACAUCGGGUGUGGAACACAGAAAUCCGGUUCAAGGCGCCUCCUGGGCACCUGGUGCCGCUACAGAUAGAUUCGACAGAAAGCUCGCCAAGAAGCUGGCACGCUCACAAAAAGAAGCCGCGCAGACCCAGCAGAGGGAUCUGCGUACGCAAAACGUUUCGCAGACGCCAUCAUCCUCUGUGGAUGCUGAGAAACCACGACUCACAUUGUUACACGCCGACGUCUUGAGUCUCCCUCUCUCGCUGCCGUCGCCUUUGCAAAUUCCUCCGCCUGACGUUGUGGCAUCGCUCAACUACGCUCUUUGCUACUUUCACGAUCGUGCAGGGCUAUUGGGCUACCUGCGGCAAGUCGUCAGAACACUUCGGCCUCACACCGGUCGCUUCGUGUGCGAUCAAUUCGCCGGUCCGCAAGGCAAUGAGAUCUACCCCGAGCAAGCGCCGCUUUGGGACAAAUUCGGCAGGGAACCUGGGUUCAUCAGGUCGGGAGAUCCGAGGCCCGAUCCCGGUAACGCGGACGUGCGGGUUUGGCGGAAUGAUGACGAGCACUCAGGCUCCAAUCCCGCGGACCAAAGUCAGCCCGAAAGUCGGGUUGGUUCUUCUUCAUCCUCGCGACACUGGCCCAGGGGCAAUCUGCUCCUAGUACGCAAGGGGAAAUGGACACCGAAAAUUGCUAACGGUACAUUCGGCGAAGAGCAAGACUUUGAGUAUUGGAGGGAAGAUGGGCCAGUGGACUACAUGACUAAUCGUUUCCGGAUGAGCCUCAGCUUCCGGUUCCAGGACGGUGAGCUCUUUUGCGAAGCGUUGCCAAUCUGUGCAUCUGCGCUAAUCCUGUGGUGCUACGUACCUUCAGGUUCAUGGCUCCGAGACGUGUUCGCAUACGACUUUCGCGUCUGGUCUCUUUGCGAAGUGAUCGAGGCCAUGCGUGAAGCUGGCUUUGCUAAGGUCACGGCGGAGGUGCUCCCUAGGGGCGCGGCGGACGCGCACACCAAGGAGGAAUCUGACUCCGAUUGCGAUUCCGGACCAGAAGAACAGUCGCCAGAUCAGGUGCACGGAAGAAGGAGUGAUGAUGGAUUGCAAGAUAUGGCCUCGCUCAUCAGGAGGACAGAACGAGAAGAAAGGAACCGAUCCAAUUAUGAGAUUGUUAGGGAGGGGGAAAUGGUUUUCGCCAAGAGAAGUUUCGCCAGUGAGUUCACGCUCUUGCGUUAACCAAAAGCGUCAGCAUGCUCACAUAGAUCAUCGGCCAUCUUCGUCCUGCUAGCAUAUGUCAUCGGGCACGCGCCCUGA
Molecule: messenger RNA, 1725 nt
Organism: Ceraceosorus bombacis
Lineage: Eukaryota; Fungi; Basidiomycota; Exobasidiomycetes; Ceraceosorales; Ceraceosoraceae
Source: the annotation of a GenBank genome assembly